Messenger RNA from Linum tenue, 2465 nucleotides. Lineage: Eukaryota; Viridiplantae; Streptophyta; Magnoliopsida; Malpighiales; Linaceae. The record is from the annotation of a GenBank genome assembly.
CAUGGACUUCUCCGAGGCAUUCUCGCGUUACACAACUCUUUCACUCCCUCUUUUCCCCCUUUCUCCUUCCUUUUUCCUCCUCUUCUCUUCUCCGUAUUUCUUCGGGCUUCCUUUCCUCCUCUGUUUUUGCUUCUGUUAUAUUUGUUUUCCCCCAAUCAACAGUUCACGUUCCAAAACGUAUCCUCUGGACCAGGAACCGGUCUCCGCUAACACGUCCUGGUACGUUUUCUCCCCUUCUCUCUUCCUUUCCUUUCCUUUCCUUUCUUCUCCCUAUCUUCGCUCCCACUCUCUUCUUCUUCUUCUUUCCCCCGUCAACGUUCACACCCAACUCCACCACCAUCCCUUCACCAAAAUUCUUCUGCGCCCUUUGCCACCGCCAUCAACUUCGCGCCCUCUGCUUCCCUUUCUCUUCUUUACGCUUUCGAUCUUCGUGGGUUCUACUCAAUUUCCACCCCCUCACCUGCUUCUGUUUCGGUAUUAUUUAUUUGCUUUCGAUUCUUCUUCUGUCAUUGCCAUUCUUUCCCCUCUUCGGUUUCGUUCUGGUUGUGUUAGUCUGCGUGGCCAGACCCUGUGAUUUGAGGCAAGAGAUAUUGUCUGGAUAGCGUCCGUCAGAGAUUGAGUUGUGUCUGAUAAAUUGGCAGAACAAAGGCGUAAUUUGGAUUUUGCUGCUGAGAGGUUAGGAGUGUGCGUCUUCUCCAGAUGCAAAGUAUUGGAAGGACCAGAACUCAGUCUAGGCCCAGUAGAUCUGUGAAUUUAGGAGGCAUGGACUACCCAGAUCCCAAAAGGAAGGGAAACUUCGUUGGAAAGGUUGCUUUGGCUGCUAUCAUGACGACCGUAUGCAUUCUUGUGCUCAAGAAAUCCUCAUUCAAUUACGCAACCCCGAUGAUCCAGUUCUCCAUGCGUGAAGAAGGAGUUACUCAUGUUCUUGUGACCGGUGGAGCUGGCUAUAUCGGUUCACAUGCUACAUUACGUCUUCUGAAAGAUGGUUACAGGGUGACCAUAGUUGACAAUCUUUCUCGAGGGAACAUUGGUGCUGUUAAAAUCCUACAAGAACUGUUUCCAGAGCCUGGGAGGCUUCAAUUUAUAUAUGCUGACUUGGGAGAUGCCAAAGCGGUAAACAAAAUAUUUGCAGAGAAUGCUUUUGAUGCAGUGAUGCAUUUUGCAGCUGUUGCAUACGUUGGAGAAAGUACCAUGUAUCCUCUAAAGUAUUACCAUAAUAUUACAUCAAAUACCUUGGUGGUGUUGGAGUCGAUGGCCAGGCAUGACGUGAGGACUCUGAUAUACUCUAGCACAUGCGCAACCUAUGGGGAACCUGAAAAGAUGCCUAUAACUGAAGAAACAACACAGGUCCCCAUCAAUCCAUAUGGAAAGGCCAAAAAGAUGGCAGAAGACAUGAUCCUUGAUUUUUCCAAGACAUCAGACAUGGCAGUUAUGAUUUUGAGAUACUUCAAUGUGAUUGGGUCGGACCCAGAAGGCAGAUUAGGGGAGUCUCCACCGCCUGAGCUGCGGGAGCAUGGACGGAUUUCUGGUGCAUGUUUCGAUGCAGCUCGUGGAAUCAUGCCAGGGUUGAAGUUCCAUUCACAGGUUAAAGGAACAGACUACAAGACACAUGAUGGCACAUGUAUACGGGAUUACAUUGAUGUAACUGACCUUGUGGAUGCUCAUGUGAAGGCUCUGGAAAAGGCCGUACCUGGUAAAGUUGGAAUCUACAAUGUUGGCACAGGGAAAGGUAGAUCAGUGAAAGAGUUUGUGGAAGCAUGUAAGAAAGCAACUGGAGUGGACAUCAAGGUUGAUUAUUUGCCUCGCAGGCCUGGUGACUACGCCGAGGUGUUCAGUGACCCGAGUAAGAUAAGGAAUGAACUCAACUGGACAGCGCGUUACACUGACCUGCAACAGAGUUUGAAGGUUGCCUGGAGAUGGCAGAAGGCUCACCGUGACGGGUAUGGGACCCCUUCAGUGAUGGCUUCUUGAAACCCUUCCCACUUGGUAGAGCAGCACUGGCACAGCAACGGAUAGCAACAUUUGACCCCAGAGAGAUAACCCCUCCAACAUACCACAGCACCAACCUGGGUUGCAAUGCUGUUUUAUUCUUCUGCUUUCUUUAGAGAAGAGGAGAGGGAAGGAGAAGCUUUUCUAUUACUAUUAUUAUUUUUUCCUAAAUAAUUUUUUGAUACUUGUUGUCAUGCCAUAUAUAUAGAGAGUGAGGGAGAUGUAGGAGUUGCCGAUUCAUUACUUGUAUGUGAACAGGUAAUAGUCGAAUAAUGUAAUGAUGAUGAUGAAUUGAUGAUGAUGCCUCAGGCUCAUCCAAUAUAAUAGGCUUCUACAGUUCAUUCCGCCUCCAGAUUUCACUCAGAUUCAUAAGUUCCUUACAGAAGAAACACCAGUGGAUUGGAACAUGUUUCUGACUGUGUUCAGAUAAAAAUUUCAUGAAGAGUAGUUUUCUCGUGGUUCAGUUCUUGAUGGGU